AUGCCCAUCAUCACCCAUCGCCUCCAUCCUCCAACGCCUCCGCUCCCCAUAAGCCUCAUAUGGAGCACCAGCACCACCGAAGAGCGCGAGCGCAUCAAGGAGUUUUGGCUCGGCCUCGGCGAGGAAGAGCGCAGAAAUCUCGUCAAAAUAGAGAAGGAGGCCGUCCUGAAGAAGAUGAAGGAGCAGCAGAAGCACAGCUGCAGUUGUGCGGUAUGUGGGCGAAAGCGGAAUGCGAUAGAGGAAGAGCUCGAGGUACUGUACGAUGCUUAUUACGAGGAGCUAGAACAGUACGCGAAUUACCAGCAGCGCUACAUCUCGUCCGGUGGUACCCUCCCUCCCCCACAAGGCCCAGGGCCCUUCCCGGGCAGCGUCGAGCUAGACAAGAACGGUGCCGUCAUCAAUCCUCACGCUCCUGCAAAUGCCAUCCAUCGAACAAAAGGCGCCGUUAUGACUAACGGGCGGAAACCCGCCAAACAGCCCGAGAGCGAGUUUGACGAGGACGAUGGCGAUGAGGAGUACGAGGAGGAGGACGACUAUGAGGAGGAAGAUGAGGAGGAAGAGGAAGAGGAGGAAGAGGAUGAUGGCGAGGUGGAGGAUGAGGAGGAUGUGAAGCCACAUCCAGAUCGGCGGACUCCUUCUGCCCGUAGACGAGCUCCGCCAAACGGUGCAAAGGCCAACGGGCGGGACGGUAUCGGCAACUUUGGGAAUAACCUCACCGUCACAGGCAAGUGGUUACUCCCUCUCGGUCUCGUGUCACGCUGUGAUCUUAUCUUUUCAGGAGCAGGUAAUAUUCUAACUGUUGCUGAUGAUCUUCUCAAGAACGACGGUCAAAAGUUCUUGGAGAUGAUGGAGCAGCUCGCGGAACGGCGGAUGCAACGGGAGGAAGAGGCCGCAGCCGAUGUCGAAGAUGACAGCGAGGACGAAGACGAAGACGACGGUGACGAGGAUGAGGAUGAUGAGGAUGAUGACGAGGACGAAGAGGACGAAGAGGAGGUCAUGACGGAGGAGCAGAAGAUGGAAGAGGGCAAGCGGAUGUUUUCGAUCUUCGCCGCGCGGAUGUUCGAGCAGAGAGUGCUUCAGGCCUACCGUGAAAAGGUCGCUCAGGCGCGCCAGCUGCAGCUUCUGCGCGAGCUUGAGGAUGAAGACAAAGUAAACAAGGAAAAAGAGGUCAAAAAGCAGACCCAAAACCAGAAGAAGAAGGACAAGAAGCGGCAGCAGAAGCUUGCGAAGGAGGAGGAGCGUGCCGCCAAGGCUGCUGAGAAGGCUGCCGAGGAGGCGGCCAUCAAGGCCAAGCAGGUGGCUUUGGAAGACGAGCAACGCAAGAAGCGUGAAGAGGAGCGUGCUCGCAGGGAAGUGGCGCGCAAGGCGCAGGAAGAGGAAAGACAUCGCAAGGAGGAGGAAAGACGAAAGCGUCUGGCUGAGGAGAAGGAGCGUGAGGCCGAGCGUGAACGCAAACGCAAGGAGCGAGACGAGAAAGCCCGAGCAGAACGCAGAGAAAAGGAGGAGAGGGAUCGAAAGGCUCGCGAAGAGCGGGAGGCGAAACUUGCUGCGGAGCGUGCAGCUGCAGCCGCAGCUAAACGUGAGCAGCAGGAGAGGGAAAGGGAAGAGCGCGAGAAGCGGCUUGCGAAGGAACGACUAGAGAGGGAAAAGGCUGAGAAGGAGAGGGCUGAGAAGGAGAAAGCAGAUAGGGAGGCGCGAGAGCGGGCGGUGCAGCAGCAGCAGCGCGCAUCUUCUUCGAGGAACCCACGUCCUCCUACUUCUCCUAGAAAUGCUAACAGCGCAGGCCCCUCGCAGCGGUCUCCAAAUCACGCGGGUCCUGCGAAGAAGAUCCUCAACAAGUCUACUCCUGCGGCCACUCCGGUCAUUCAACCUCCACGCCCGCAACAGCCCCGUCCUACCGUCGUUACCAAUGCUCAGCCCCCUCCAAUUGCCUCUCAGAUUCCUAACCACCUCCCACCGUCGACGCCUCUGUUUUCACCUGUGGGUGGAAUCAUUCCUCCGGUGCUCUCGCCCAGGAUAGCGCAUACUCCUGGUCCGUUCAUAGGCAUGGCUCCUGGGCUGUCAAUGCAGCCCACGCCGCCACCCUUGGCGCCUUCUGCGUUACCUCGAGCUUAUGGUAAUGGUUCUCCAUUUGAUCCUGCUUACGGACGUCCUCUAGCGCCUCCUGCGCCCAUCGCGCCUCCGACGCCUAUCACUCCUCAAGCUCCUAUCGCACCACCUUCAAGAGCAGCACAGAACACUCUGUCGUCGCCAACGCAGAUGCUAAAUUCUAGUCCGGGCGGCCGUGCGUCCGGACCUGAUCCUGGUCCCAUCACCCGGCCGAUUGCUCCAAUAGCACGACCGACCACAGAGGCUUCAGGAUCGGGCUCAACGUCGCCUACUCGUCAGCCUUCGCCCAGUCCGAAAGAGAAGUUGGGCUCAGCGGCGCUGAUUGCUGACGACGACGAGAUUGUCCCGGCUCCUGGUCGUCGCAUCGCGCCAGGGGUUCCCGUCGGCCAGGCAUGGGGCAGCCCUCGCAGCUCCUUGCCUGACAUGCGGACGCCAUGGGGACCUCCCGGCCCUUCUGGACCUCCAAGUUUCGCUUCGCCUCGUCCACCUGCAUUAGCACCUUCGCUUUGGAGCACUCCAACUCCUGAUUGGCAGCAUUCUCCCAGUUUCUACGGUGGCCCGUUCGUAACUCAUAACCCUUCUCCGCCCCCUCAUACUGGCAGCUGA
Messenger RNA from Fibroporia radiculosa, 2715 nucleotides. RefSeq lists its product as uncharacterized. The coding region runs from base 1 to 2715 and encodes 904 amino acids. NCBI's taxonomy places the organism in Eukaryota, Fungi, Basidiomycota, Agaricomycetes, Polyporales, Fibroporiaceae. The transcript is spliced from 5 exons. The record is from RefSeq and is a predicted model, not a curated record.